GGUGUGUGCGUAGGUGUGGUGGGAUGCGAAUCACAUAGGAGGGUCCAUCCAUCUGAUCACCCACUACUGUGGCAUUAGUUUUCUGGAGAUCCCUAAUUCCUGUCGCAGUUCAGAUGACUUUAACCAGACUAUGUCCCAGUACAGCAGGAGAGACAAAACCUGGCAGACAUUCUACUAAGCACAAUGCCCGCAGUUAUCUGGAACAGCACCAUGGGUGAACUUCAUUCCAGGUCUACACGGCAGCUGCAGCACGAUCUUAACCAUAACGUGAAGACGCUUGCAGCAGCCAUCAAGAUCGCGGACUCCCAGCUGCAACAGAUGGACACCCGCAUUGCUGCUCUGGAGGCAAGGCAUUCCCAAGCAGCGCCAGGCUGCAUGACAGACACGGCGAAACAGCUCGGCGAGCGUAUCGACCAUGUCGUCGCUCUAAGCGGCGAACUAGGUGACUUCACCAGUCCGGCUACGAUCAGCAGCACGGUGGCCGCCAUCAAGAUGGACAUCACCAAACUGCAGUCGCAACCGGCAGCAGCUGCGAAGUUGGUACCAUCAUUAGACCAGCCUAGCCACGUGCACUUAGAUAGCGUAUGCGCAGCCUGUACACCGUCGGUAAGUGAUCCGGUCAGCUCGCCAUUGAAUUCCGAGGACUCGACGGCGUGGUCAAGACUUGAGGAGCUUGACCCGCUCACGAGAGAGGACUUCGCUUGGAUGCCUCUACCCUCAACCGAAACCUUGCCAAGGCCGCAUUGCAAGGCCUUGAUGGCAAAUCUACGCUCCUAUUUGCACACUGCAAUACCAGCUCCGUUGACGGACGACGGAGUAGCGGUGGUCGAUAUCCGCUCCUAUCUUGCGAAGAUUGACCGCAAGUAUGCCACCCAAAGGUACGUCGAGACGGACGCGCCUUUGCUCUAUAUCCGCAUUCAAAUUGGAAAGGCAACUUGCAGUGUCUUGAUUGAUUGCGGAGCAUCUCGCAAUUUCAUGAGCCAAGCCUUUAUGGCCCGCGCAGGCCUUGGCCUGCAUGUUCGAAGGAAGACGCAACCUACACAAGUUACACUCGCGGACGGCCGCACGCAAAAGUCCAUCGACCGAUGCGUUGACGGCGUCCCGGUAUACUUUGCGCCCCUUGCGUGCGAGCCGGUGUCUUUCGACAUCCUCGACACCAAGUUUGACAUGAUUCUAGGCAUGUCUUGGAUGCGUAGCGCCGAUCAUCCGAUGAACUUUCAUGACCGAACCGUUCACAUCCGUGAUCGGAACGGAGUGUUAGUCCCAUGUAUGGUCGCGACCCCUCACAGUUCGAUUGUUUGUCACGUGGUUUCCGUUGCGAGAAUUCGCGACGCCAUAGCUCGGAAUGACGUCGAGGAGAUGGGCCUUGUAUUCUUGCAUGCUCUUCCCUCGCCGGACGGACCAGCCACGUCACCGCCGGACCCACGCAUUUCUCACCUCUUGGACGAGUAUGGAGACGUUUUCGAGGCUCCCCCCGGAACGGUUCCGGAUCGGCCCAUACGUCACGGGAUCACUCUCGAGACUAGCGCCAUCCCUCCACGUGGAUGCAUUUACUGCAUGAGCGAAGAGGAACUCGAGGUGCUUCACGCACAACUCAACGACCUCCUUGACAAGGGCUGGAUUCGCCCUAGUUGUUCGCCUUACGGUGCCCCUGUUCUCUUCGUCCGGAAGAAGAACAAAGGUCUACGGUUAUGCAUCGAUUAUCGAAAACUUAACGCACAAACCGUAAAGAACGCCGACCCUCUCCCUCGGAUCAAUGAUCUCCUUGAGCGGUUAGGCGGCGCGACGUACUUCUCAAAGUUGGACUUGAAGUCGGGUUACCACCAGAUUGAAAUCCAGCCUCAAGAUCGGUACAAAACCGCGUUCAAGACGUGGUACGGGCAYUUUGAGCGGGUGGUCAUGCCAUUUGGCCUCACCAAUGCCCCCGCGACUUUCCAAGCAGCUAUGACAACUGAGUUUCGCGACUUGCUCGAUCGCAGCGUCCUCAUCUACCUCGAUGACAUCUUGGUUUAUAGUAGGACGUUGGACAAGCACAUCAUACACCUUCGUGCUGUUUUGGAUCAUUUGCGACUGGCCAAGUACAAAGCGAAUCUCGACAAGUGCGAGUUCGCCAAGCAGGAGCUUGAGUACUUGGGUCACUACGUCACGCCGAAAGGCAUUCGUCCCUUAGCGGACAAGAUCCAAGCCAUCAUGGAUUGGCCGGAACCCCGUUGCACGAUGGAUGUACGCUCUUUCAUGGGUUUGGCUGGAUAUUAUCAGCGAUUCGUCGGCUCAUACUCGAAAGUGGCCGCUCCCUUGUCGAGACUUCAAUCCCCAAAGGUGCCCUUUGAGUUCGACGACGCAGCCCGUGACGCGUUCAAUACGUUGAAGGCAGCAAUGCAAGCCGCACCUGCCCUCCGUAUAUACGACCCUACCCUUCCCACCCAAGUGACUACGGACGCUUCGGGAUACGGUAUUGGUGCGGUGUUGGAACAGUGUCACGAGGACGGUUGGCAGCCGGUGGAGUAUUUCUCCCAAAAGGUGCCUCUCGUCAACACUCUCGACGACGCUAGAAAGAAAGAGCUACUCGCGUUCGUCACCGUUCUCAAACGGUGGCGCCACUUUCUUCUCGGUCGUCGGCAUUUUAAAUGGAAUACGGACAACAAUCCGUUGACCUUUUAUAAAACGGAGGAUACGGUCACUAGCACGAUCGGUCGAUGGAUGUAUUACAUCGACCAGUCCGACUUUGACCCGUGCCACAUUCCCGGUCCCGCCAAUCAAGUUGCGGACGCCCUCUCACGACGGCCCGAUUUUUGUGCCAUUGUGACCACGACAUUCAACCUCGAUGACGAUCUGCAGCAGCAUUUUGUCAAAGGCUACAAGUCCGAUCCGACUUACUCUACGCUUUACGCAGAGCUUUCAUCGGAUCACCCGCCGGCUAGCCAUUAUCGGAUCUCCGACGGGUUCCUUCUCCUUCACACGAGAGGAAAGGACUUGUUAGUUGUGCCCCAAGAUCGUAUCUUACGGACUCGUCUUCUCGGCGAAUUCCACAACGCACGACUUUCGGCACACCUUGAUGACCCGCACAUUAGCACGCCUCCGCCAGCGUUUUCACUGGCUCGACGUCCUUCACGACGUCACGAGGUACAUUGAGUCAUGUGCAGUUUGCCACCGUAACAAGGGUUGAUCUUGAGUCCCCUUCGGCGAACUGAAACCGUUGCCGAUUCCUCG
Messenger RNA from Chara braunii, 3210 nucleotides. Lineage: Eukaryota; Viridiplantae; Streptophyta; Charophyceae; Charales; Characeae. The record is from the annotation of a GenBank genome assembly.